CUUGAAGCAGCCAUGGCAUGGAGCAAUUACGAGUUGAAUGCUUUCGAGGGGAAAGUGAAGCACUGUCUGCGGAUCAGGAAUCAGCCAGAUAAUGAGUUAACUCACCUGCUGGAAGAAGCGCUGCACAAGCUGCGGGGUCAGCAGAUUCAAGUUCUGAAUUUGCGCAAAAACUUGAAUGCCAUGCAUGCAGAAAAUUCUGAUUUGGUCACACGGAUGAGGUGGUUUGAGCUCAUGGAAGCUAGACUGAGAGAGCAUGCACACCUGGGAGUACGGGGGUCACACUUUGUGGUGGCCAGACUUCAGCAGGAGAAUGUGUGUCUGGAGAAGAAGGUUGAAGAAGCUGGGCCGCUGGAGAAGAUGGUGCAAGAUUUGAGGAAAGAGCUAGAUGAGGUGACGCAGCAGCGCAACGGGCUGCGGCAGCAGCUGAGGAAUACACAGGAGCACAGAGGGAGGCUGAGUCAACAAAUCAUAGAAGCUCAAGAUAUUUCCCUUCAG
This is a messenger RNA of Closterium sp. NIES-65, 495 nucleotides long. The record is from the annotation of a GenBank genome assembly. NCBI's taxonomy places the organism in Eukaryota, Viridiplantae, Streptophyta, Zygnematophyceae, Desmidiales, Closteriaceae.